Molecule: messenger RNA, 5958 nt
Organism: Acanthaster planci (crown-of-thorns starfish)
Lineage: Eukaryota; Metazoa; Echinodermata; Asteroidea; Valvatida; Acanthasteridae
Product: vitellogenin-6-like
Biological process (GO): lipid transport
Molecular function (GO): lipid carrier activity
Source: RefSeq, a predicted model, not a curated record
ACUGCUAAUUGUUCUCAAGUUUUACCUUCUCUGACGCAAUCAUGAGGCAGCUUCUGUUGCUGCUUGUAGGCGUCGCUUUUGCACGUGCCGCUGUUGUCCCUUCACAGGAAAGGUACUUUGCGGCAGGGCGCGAGUACGUGUACCAUUAUGAAGGACAGGUGGUCAGCGGGAUCCCAGGGGUCAGUAAAGAAGUGGCAGGCAUCAAGAUCACCACGGAUGUGCGGAUUCAGAUGAUGGCUGACAACAAAUGCCUGCUGAGGUUUGAACAAGUUCAAUUGGCCAAGAUUCAGACAGAGACUGAGGACCCAGCUAAGCAGCUGACUGUGGACAAACUGCAGCGUCUGCAGCAGGAGAUUGAAACGCCUCUCCUGGAGCAGCUGGUCAAACCGAUUGAAUUUAGAUACUUCAACGGAAAGGUUUUCCACAUCGUGAUCUCUCAGAAUGAGCCUGUCUGGGCCUCCAAUAUCAAGAAGGGUGUGUUGGAACUGAUGCUUGUCAACAUCCAGGGCACAGAUGACUUGAACGAGCCUGAAACACAGCGCACACAGCCUAGCAACAUUCUCCACCAGAAGGAACACUACCGUGUGAUGGAGAGAGGCAUCGCUGGCUAUUGUGAGUCUGUAUAUAACGUCAAAAUCUCAGACCUCGUGCCUGAUAUCAUCGACAAGGAAGUCCAGCCCAAACGCUUUGUCCUGAACAUCACCAAGACUCGGGACCUCCUGGAAUGCCAGCAGCGCACCCAGCGCAGCAAGCUGUCCUUGCUCUCCAGUAGAAGGUGUGAGAAAUGUAAGGGCCAGGAGACCAGCCCUGCCCCAGAGCCCUUCAGCGAGUUCCGAAAACCCAAUGAGAAGAAGGAGGAGCUCUUGAAGUGCCUCAGCCAGGUCCGUUACAGCAUCAGCCUCAAGGACCACAACAAGUUUGUCAUUGACGCCGUUGUGGCCGAAGGCAAGCACAUCUUCCAGCCAUUUGGACAGAAGGGUGGGAAGGCUGUCGCAUUUGUCAAUCAAACUUUCAUCCUGAAGAGCACCAGAGAGAUACAAGACGAGUUCAUUCCGGACGUCGAGAACCCCAAGGACCAAGCAGAGGACCUGACGUUUGUCUUUGAGGCAUGGAAGAAGCACGAGCAUGACUCGGAAGAGGAGCGUGAGCUGACUGAAGAAGAUGGAACCCACAUGCGUCAGAUCCGUACCAAGGUGAAGACCUACCUCCAGAAAAUCCAAGACAACAUCAAGAAGGACCGGAUCACCGAAGAAGCUCCCAAGAACUUCAUCCUCCUGGUCAAGAAGCUGAAAAAGUUCAGCCCCCUGGAGCUCCAGAACAUCUUUGACAGGCUCGGCAAGAAGUUUGUCAGUGACUCCAAGGAGGUGAAAGAAAGGAAGCAAAUUCUCCUGGAUGCCCUCAUCCAGGUGGAGAACGACAAGUCCGUGGAGAUCUUGACAAGUGAGAUCGGCAAGAGGAGCGUGGAGGGCGAGGAGGCCUGUCAGAUCCUGAGCACCAUCGCCCUGAUCAAUGAACCGACAGAGGAGAUCCUGGAUCAUGUCCUGGGUCAGUGCCGGGGCCCUGUGGUCAACGGACCCAACGCUGACCAGCAAGUGAGGAAGACAUGCUGGCUGAGCUUUGGCUCUUUGGUCCACAAGGCUUGCAAGGUCAACCAGAUCUGCUCCGAGGACAAGAAACAAGAAUAUUCAAUGAACCUUCUCGCCGGCAUUGACCCCUCACGGCCCGAAGAGGACAAGCGUAUGUGCCUCAAGGCCAUCGGCAACACUGGCCUGGUCAUGAAGAAGACCACUGAUGCCGAGACGGACUCCAUCGAUCACAUUGCAGAGAUCGUCAAUUCGAACGUGGAAGAUGUGGACCUGCGCGUGCAGGCCAUCUACUCCCUGCGUCGCCUGGCUAAGGUUGUGCCAGAGAGAAUUGUGCCUCUUCUGAUGUCCCUGGUCAAGAACAUGGAUGAAGACCACCAGGUCCGCAUCGCCGCCUACGUCAUCAUCAUGGACACUGAGCCCGAGACAGACAUCGUCUUCUCCGUCAUCACCCACCUGAAGAAUGACAAGUCCAAGCAGGUGGCUAGUUUUGUCUACACUCACCUGGAGAGUCUGGCCUCCAACUACCAGAAGUGCAAGAAGAACUUGUACAAAGUGGCCAAGAAGGCCCUGCUGACUCUGAAGCCAUUCGUCCGCGGAGCACAGUACUCCAAGAGGUUUAUGUGGGCACCAAACUUCUGGGAGCAGAAGGUGAGUUUCAACACCGAGGCUUCCGUCAUCGGCACGCCCGCCUCGCCGUUCCCCGUCAGCGGCUCGCUUCCAACAACGACAAUCGACCCCUACUCCAACCAAGUGAAGGCCUCGGGCUACUUGAAGUUCUUCGGCAACGAGCUGCGAACAUUCACUCUAGAUAAGGACACUAUCUGGUCAUACCUGGAUGGAACAUCUGAGUGGAUGAGAGAGAGAGAGGACAAGAUGCGGGUGGGCGAGAACCCCUACACCUACCGCAAGAUCUUCAGCCUGGGCGGGGGCGUGCACGAGAUCCCGACAGAGAUCGGUCUGCCCCUGCAGCUGUGGGUAGACUCGGCCGUGGCUAUGGCACUAGACGCCCAAGGCAAGGCAGUGCUGACCCCCCGCUUGACCGACAUCCUACAGAACCCGGCCAGCAAGCUGGAGAGGGUGGAUGUGGAAGGAAGCCUUACACCUAGGGCUGCCGUGUCUGUCAUGGGCAAGAUGAAAGUUAGCCUGGACGACAGCCUCAUGUCCGGUCUGUACAUCAGCGGUUCCCUGAACACCUCCGCUGUCCUGAACGGCACGGUCAAUGUGGAUGUGCCCAAGCAGCUGUACCAGACACGCUUCAAUACGCCGUCCAGCGAGCAUCAGGCUUUCUCACUGCGCAGCCGACCAUACACCUUCACCUACAUCCCUGAGCCAGAAAGGACUCAGACUCCUGAGGUUGCCCGUGAUUCCCAGGAGAGCUACCAGUUUACAAAGAAACUGAUCAAGGGCAAGCUGAUGAGUCCCAGGCCUGUCCAGAACACCAUCAGUGUUGGAAGGGAAUCACUUGGGGUGGAGAUGGAGCUGAAGACCCGCCGUGUGCCACGAUCCUGCAGCUGCACCUACGGCCCUACUCACUUGGUGUUCAACGGCCCCAUUGAUGUCAAUGUCAUCCUCAGGCGCGGGGAGAACGCCCCUGAAAACGUGGUCGCUUACAUGAAGCUAGAACAUGAGUUCAAGACACCGGAGGAGUACCAGGAGUUUAAGGAGAAGUUCUUAGCCAAGCAGCACUUUGAGGUGCGGUCGAGCUCAGAGGAGUCUGACGAGGUCCAGUGCACAAACCGCAAGAGCACACCCAAACCCGUGCCCCAGGAGCACCUCAAAUCAUUCCGCACCAUGGGCGUGGACUUCCUCAAGCGCUUUGAGGACUGGAAGUACGACAGUGCCCGUUGGCCGUUCACCGGGGAACAUGUGGAGGACAGGUCACAUGACUCGACUGAGGAGGUCAUCCCAGAUCCUGCCAAGACCAUCGAGCUGUACCACAUCUAUUUCAACAUCAGCACCAAUGGCAGCCAGCCAAUCCGUGAGCUGAUCAGCCGCAUCAGUCUGGACCAGCAGGAUGAAUUCUACAAGGCAGUGCGCUUUGAUGUCAUGACUGCUAAGAAGACCUUCCGUCCUGACCCUAUCCACUUGGACCAGAUCAAGGAGUGGACAGAGGAAAUCCAGACACUCUGCAUGCAAGGGGAGCUUGAGCACCCAACCUAUGGUGCGACCCUCCCUGAAUCUGAGAAACUGGAACCCAUCCCGGGACUGCCAGACGUCGCUCAGGAUCCUAGAGUGCUCUUUAAGUUCAGCACUCAGUGGGGCAAGAGCUGCGUGGAGGACCAGAAGAUGCAGAUCAAGGCCCGUCUCCAGAGAUCCAAGAAGCAGCAGGAGGAGCUGAGUGAGGAGACGCCUGACAAGAUUGAGUGCCUGAAGAACAUCCAGGAAACCAACAACAGGUACACCCAGGCCUGCAAGUCGCUGCGUCGGGAGCGAGAGGAGCUGCGGGCAGUCCACGCCGAGCUGACGCACAAUGAGCUCGUCAAGAAGACUUACAAGACCUUCUUCUACCAAGGCCUUGAGUGGAUCACGAAGUUUAUCUGGGGAGACGUCAAGACGGAGCGGGCUGAGGUCCACAACCCUGACAAGACAGUACUGGUCAUGGGUGAGCUGGAGAAGACCCUGGACAAGCUGAACGUCUCCGUCAAGCACGUGCGCGGCAACGUCAGAUUUGACCGUCUCUACAUCCCCCGGUUCCUCCAGGACCUGAAGGUUCUGCAGCCGUACAAGCUCCAGCAGCACAUGGUGAUGAGCUACGGAGACGACCUGCUCAACGGACGCAACAUCAACCAGUGCAAGUCUCUGAGGAACAACUCCAUCAUCACCUUUGACAAGAGGAUGUACAACUACGAGCAGAGUAAGUGUGAUCACAUCCUGGCAAAGGAUUGCUCCAGUAAGGAACGCUUUGUCGUCUUGUCCAGGAAGUUGGCCCAGACCAGCACCAAGAAGUCCUGGGACAUGCCAGAGAGCGCCAGCUCACUGGAGAUCGAGAUGGGAAGCGAGGAGCUGGUGCACUGGGAGGAAUUCAAGGACCACGUCAAGGGUGACAUCGCCAUGGCCCCUCAGGAACUGCCCCCUAAGCCCAAGACGCUGGCUAAGAUCAUCCGCACCAAGCUGGGUGACUCCAUCAUGCUCUUUGCCCCCGAGCAAGAGCUGAAGGUCUUCUUUGACGGUCACAACGUCAAGGUGGAGCUGCCUCAGAAGUACAAGGGCCUACACUGCGGUCUGUGCGGCGAUUUCAACGGUGAGGUCUCCGAUGAGUUUGUGGGUCCAAACAGGGAGAUUUACAAGAACCCUCAUCGCUUUGGACGCAGCUACCAGCACACCACAAAUGAAUGCGCCAAAGAAAACCAGUGUGCACCAGUGAUGGAGUUUGCCUAUGCCACUGAAAUUAUUCUGCCGGGCAACAAAAAACAGUUUGCCUGCAUCUCCAAGAGACCAUUGCCCACAUGCCUGCAAACUUGCCGACCGACUGAGGAGGAGACCAUUGACGUGGAGUUUGUCUGCAUGGAACACGAAGGCGACUCUAACCCCUUCCCAACGACGAGCACCCGCGAUGCCCUCAUCAAUAAGUACGGCAACAAGAUGGCUGACUACAAGAUCAAGAUGCCGAUGGUUACCAAGUGCGGCCGCCCGAAUUAGACCCAUUCAGCAAGAAGGAAUUUCAAAGGACUGUUUUCUGAUGCCGGACCGAAGUUUAUCAGAUAAUUCACCCUAUAGCUUUUUGCACUUAAUCACAAAUUUCCUUGCUACAACUUACCGAGAUUCAUGAUUUCUUAAACUUUGCGAAGCAUUUCUUUAACUAUGCCUUUGUCUUUGUGCAAGGUCUUGUAGCACCUCAGAUUUGUAUUUAUAUAUACAGUUGAGUGUAGAGGAGAAGGCGCUCCAUGACCUGGCUUAGUUGAAAUUUCACUUGUCAUUGGUUUAAGGACUUAAAGAUUUGCUUGUAUAUUUGAUUUGUUUCUGAAAGAGUAAGACAAAGAUACAUGUCCUUGAAGAAGUUAUUCAAGUGAGGUAUUUGGUUAGUGCCAUUUGUGGGAGAUCAGUUACAACCAGUAUUAAUGUUCGAUGUGUCAAACUUUUUUUCACAUUUUUGGUUGGAAAUACUUCUAUGGAUUACUUUAAUUUCCUGAUUUCACCAAGGUGGCUUUAUAUGCAAGUCAAAUUGAUAUGACUUUUUGCGCAGAAAAUAUUGAUUCCAAAACUCCCCAACCCGCUUAAAAUACACUGUAUAAUAUGGAACUUUAUCAUAAUUGAAUUCUGUUAUGACGUACUGUGAAUGUGUAAUUGUUUGUGCAUGUUCAUUAUUUGUUUGGCCUGUGUUUUUUUUCUGUUUGCAGAUUAAAAGAAUAAAAUUGAUAAGUUGAUCAGUUAA